Endocarpon pusillum Z07020 is the source of this 1641-nucleotide messenger RNA. RefSeq names its product General amino acid permease AGP3. Gene Ontology annotation, molecular function: amino acid transmembrane transporter activity. The transcript has a single exon. Bases 1 to 1641 code for a protein of 546 amino acids. Gene Ontology annotation, cellular component: membrane. Gene Ontology annotation, biological process: amino acid transmembrane transport. NCBI's taxonomy places the organism in Eukaryota, Fungi, Ascomycota, Eurotiomycetes, Verrucariales, Verrucariaceae. The record is from RefSeq and is a predicted model, not a curated record.
AUGGCGGAACUCAAACAUCCCCUUCCGUCAGAGAGGAUUGAAAGCCUCCGCGACCACGACAACGCGGUCGAGAGUUCUCGUUCAAUUGACCCAGAAUCAGGUGUCAAAAGAGGUCUGGCAACUCGACAUCUCAGUAUGAUGGCUCUCGCAGGCAUUAUUGGGCCAGGUUUACUCGUUGGUUCAGGAGGGGCUCUGUCUAGCGGUGGCCCUGCUUCACUUAUAAUCGGCUUUGGCAUUGUCGGCAUUCUUGCGUUCAGCAUCAUGCAAUCUCUGGGAGAGCUGACGACACUGUAUCCCAGCGGCGGUGCCUUUAUGCACUUGGCAGAUCGAUUCGUGGAUAAGGCUUUCGGUGUGGCAGUGGGCUGGAACUAUUUCAUCAUCUGGUUUGCCGUCCUAGCAAAUGAAUAUAAUGUGAUAUGCUCGAUCUUUGUCUUUUGGUCCGACAAAGUCCCGCUAUGGGGCUACUUUCUGAUCUUCUGGUCUGCAUUUCUAGGCUUUCAGCUUCUAGGUGUUACAGCUUUUGGCGAAGCCGAAUUUUGGCUUGCUCUACUCAAGCUCAUAGGACUUGUUGUUUUCUUUCUCUUCGCCAUUAUCUACGCUAGCGGGGGCUUGAUUGGGCAAGAUGAAGUUUUAGGCUUCCGCUACUGGCACAACCCUGGCGCAUUCCCAAAUGGUUUUCGAGGAGUUGCUACAGUCUUUGUCUUCUGCUCUACCUUUUAUGCUGGAGUGGAAUCGGUCGCGGUUGCCGCAACUGAAACGAAGAAUCCUUCAAAAGCUGUUCCUCUUGCCAUCAGGCAGGUCGUCUGGCGGAUCCUUUUCAUCUACAUGGGAAGCGCUUUCUUUUUCGGCCUAGUCUGUCCCUCCAACGCGGAUGGCCUUGUGAAUGGCGCUUCAAGGGCCCUCAAAUCCCCAAUGACAAUCGCUAUUCAAAAUGCCGGCUGGGAAGGCGGUGUCCAUCUCAUCAACGCCUUCAUCUUUGCAACCUGCCUUUCCGCUGUUAAUGCAUCUAUCUACAUCGGCUCUCGCACAAUCCUCUUCAUGGCCCAGGACGGCAAGGCACCCAGAUUCCUUGGCCGGACGAACGAAAGGGGCGUUCCUGUUUACGCAAUCGUCUUCACCAACCUCUUGGGCGCAUUGUCGAUGAUGAACGUCAGCACGGGCGCAGGCAAAGCAUAUGGCUACAUUGUCAACUUGUCUGGUGUUUCGACCUUCCUAGUUUGGGGAGCUAUUUCAUUCACUCACAUUCGUUUCCGACAGGCAUGGACCUACCAGGGCCGCACACCUGCUGAAUUACCUUUCCAAUCUUUCGCAUACCCUUGGAACGCAUAUUUUGGUCUGGCUGCAAAUCUCUUCUUGGUAGUUGUCCAGGGUUGGCAGACUCUGAGCCCGUUUAAUGCUGGUAACUUUGUUGAUGCAUAUAUCCUUCUGCCGAUGUUUCCCAUGAUCUAUUUUGGUUUCAAGAUUUGGAAGAAGACAAGAUAUUGGAGACUGGACGAGAUUGAUCUGGAUAGCGGAAGGCGGAAGGAUCUAGACAAGGCUGUGAGAGAAGUUACUGAGGGCUUUUCAAGUGAGAAUGAUGAAGGUAAUGCCAAUGGCGGUGCAAAGAAGUCCUUGUGGAAGAGACUCUGGAGGAAUUUCUAG